Fimicolochytrium jonesii is the source of this 1232-nucleotide messenger RNA. RefSeq names its product RanBP1 domain-containing protein. Gene Ontology annotation, molecular function: GTPase activator activity. Gene Ontology annotation, cellular component: cytoplasm; nuclear pore. Lineage: Eukaryota; Fungi; Chytridiomycota; Chytridiomycetes; Spizellomycetales; Powellomycetaceae. Gene Ontology annotation, biological process: nucleocytoplasmic transport. The coding region runs from base 159 to 950 and encodes 263 amino acids. The transcript is spliced from 5 exons. The record is from RefSeq and is a predicted model, not a curated record.
AUGAAGUUGACGCGUGCACAUCAAUCUACGCGGCCCACGGUGAACCAACGCUCUUCCAUCCAUCCAUCCAUCCGUCCAUUCGCAAAGCAAGCACAGCUAUAUAUAUAGGCAUCCAUCCAUUCAUCCAUCCAUCCGUUAUCGAAAUCGAAAUAGCAAAUAUGUCUGAAGAACACCUGGAAGGAAAUACCGGUGCCGAGGAGGAGGUUGCCCCCUCCGUGGACGUGCAUUUUGAGCCCGUCAUGAAGCUGGAGCAGCUCGAUGAGAUUAAGACUGGGGAGGAAGAUGAUGAGGCGCUCUUCAAGAUGCGCUCGAAACUCUUCCGAUUCGACAAGGGCCUGAACGAGUGGAAGGAGCGUGGAACCGGUGACGUGAAGUUGCUGAAGCACAAGGAGAGCCAGAAGAUCCGCAUCCUGAUGCGUCGUGAGAAGACCCACAAGAUCUGUGCCAACCACUACAUAACAUCCGAGAUGGAGCUGAAGCCCAACGUCGGCUCCGACAGGUCCUGGGUGUGGAGCACCCUGGCGGAUGUUUCGGAGGGAGACGCCACUCACGAGCUCCUUGCCAUCCGUUUUGCGAACUCUGAGAAUGCGAACAAGUUCAAGGAGGCUUUCGAGGAUGCGCAGAAACACAACGCCGGCGUGGGUUCGAAGAGUGCUCCUGCCCACGAGGAGCUCAAGCAUGAGGAGCCCAAGCAUGAGGAGCCUGCGCCCGCUAAGCACGAGGAGCCCAAGCAUGAGGAGCCUGCGCCCGCUAAGCACGAGGAGCCCGUGAAACACGAGGCACCAGUUGAGGAGCCCAAGCCCGCGCACGAGGAACCGAAGGAGCCUUCUGCACCUGCUACAGCGGAGCCAGCAGCGCACGAGCCGCACAAGGAAAUCGUUGCUGAGGGUGCUCACACUGAGACACCGAAGGCGGAGGGUGCUACGGAGGAGCACACAAAGGCGGAAUAGCCGAUCUCUGCGUCCCACCCCUUUCAAUGUUCCCGUUCUCACCCUUUCUUCAACCUCACCCCUUCCCUUCCCAUUCCCUAUUCCCCUCUACAUCGGAUGUCUAUCUUUUGAGUCCUCUCUCAUCUGCCUCCCCCCUCUGAUUGUUACUUUUGGCUUGAACUCAUACACCGUGGGUAAUACUAUGCGCCCGGAAUAUCUCUCCCCUCUUUCAUUCACCCUUUUGGACACAUUGACAAAUUCUUCGGCCGCACUCAUGUACAGUACCUAAGACUGCCUUACCCG